This is a messenger RNA of Solanum pennellii, 429 nucleotides long. RefSeq lists its product as uncharacterized. NCBI's taxonomy places the organism in Eukaryota, Viridiplantae, Streptophyta, Magnoliopsida, Solanales, Solanaceae. The record is from RefSeq and is a predicted model, not a curated record. The transcript is spliced from 2 exons. Bases 1 to 429 code for a protein of 142 amino acids.
AUGGAUAUUUCUAGGUUGAUGGUUCAUGCUCUACAGGUUGAGGAUAGUUGUCUGAGGAAGAAGAAUAGGGAAACUAAGAAGGCAAGGUCUUUGGAAAUUAGUUCUUCUAAGAGUAGGCUUGAUGUUCAAGACAAGCCUAAUUCCAAGAAGAAGUUUUCAAAUAAGGGUGACCAUAUGGUGAAAGAUUGUCCUAAUGUGAGAAGACAAGAUAAGGGGAAGGGCCGAACUCAACCAAGCGGUCCUAUUUCUGAAGCUCCAAAAGGGAACCAUUUCUAUGCACUCGAGUCUAUGGGUGAACAAGAAAGGUCUCCCGACAUUGUGACGGGUAUGUUACAAGUUUUCUCUGUUAAUGUUACUCUUUCCUUUGUUGCACCUUUGCUAGCUACGAAGUUUGAUGUACUUCCUGAUGUUGUGAUUGAACCAUUUUAA